This is a messenger RNA of Anastrepha ludens (Mexican fruit fly), 2242 nucleotides long. RefSeq lists its product as uncharacterized. The record is from RefSeq and is a predicted model, not a curated record. The transcript is spliced from 2 exons. The coding region runs from base 57 to 2120 and encodes 687 amino acids. NCBI's taxonomy places the organism in Eukaryota, Metazoa, Arthropoda, Insecta, Diptera, Tephritidae.
GGCAAAAGGAAAAACUCCACAAAAUUUUUCAAAAAAAUUCAUCCUUUAAAUUAGCAAUGACUUAUAAUCGUCGCCGGAACAUAUUUUCUUUGGGCGAUUUUCAUCAAUAUCCAAAUCCCACACAGCAAAUAAAAGCUCAACUCAAUCGACGCCAAAAUUCUGAUCCCUUCGAACGUGAUCCAUUCAAAAUCCAAUCAUACAAUUUUCGCUACGCCGAACGUCCAUCAUCUUCCCUAGCGAAUUUGGCCAAUAGCUGCGCUCAACCAUCGCAUCAGUCGCCAUCAUCGCAAAAACGUUUUGAGACAUUUUUCUACAAUUAUGACUUCACUUCUUCUGUGCAUGACAAAGAAAAUUCUCGAACAAACAAGUUUCGCGAAUUUCGUCGACGGAAAUUCCUUUUGGAUCACCAACAACAAAAUCCGACAACGGCGACCAUGCACGAACGAUUGCACCCAAACAAUGGCAAUGGCACAAGACGUACAGCCGCUGAGUCCGCUACAGCUGCAGCAAAUCCAGGCGUCAACUCUGGUCGGGCCAGCCUAUCGGGCAGUGAAUACGAACGUAUGCGCGGAAGCGACAAUGGCGGCCGACAUCAUCAAACACUUGGCUGUGCCACAGAUACAAGCAGCAUUGGCACAUCCGGUGUGCCCCGUGCAGAACGCGAAUAUGUUGGCACAACCUCCCAAAAGUACGGUCGUACGACGAAUGCGUGCUCUACUGGGAACCGAGAAUACAUGCGGGCGCUUGCCUCUGCUCACAUCGGUGCAUCGGCCCAACCAAACUACCUUGGUCGGGGCCGUUGCAACAGCCCCUCGACCCUCGAAUACAUUCGACAGCUGCGCGUUGAAGCGACGGGUGACGGGCGCGUUAUUAGACAGCAAGGUUACAACUCCAAUGGCUCAUUGCUUGAUAGCGCGAAGGGCGCUGACUUUCAAGAAUUGUCAUGCUCAAGAGCGUCAUCGUCAAAACAUGUUCGACAACCCUUACAUACCAUACGUUCAGCUUCCCCGAAUCGGGUAACUACGACAGUGGAGAAGUCGGAGGACACUUGUUCUGGUUGCCAAAUCAAUAUCAGCAUCAAAGGUUUGGACUCAACCGAAUUGGGCGAUAAUGUUGUUAUCAAGAUCGAGUCGGAUAACAAUACACCCACUAAAAUGAGUCCGAAAACGGACACUAAGAAUGCGCAGCAUACUAUAGCUAAAUUAAUGGAAAUCAGACAUAACUCCGAAAUGAACCGCAAUCUCGAUAUUAAACCGGGAACUUUUGCACACCAGCAAAGGGCAACAAUACAUGACUCAUCAUCUGCAUCUUUUGUAAUCGAUAAAAGUCUCUCCAAGUUUGCGAUGACUUCCUCCGACGAGCGCGAGCUACGUAAGUUCAGGCCACGCAGUUCUUCUCAUUCCCGCUUGCCUGUCACUUCAUCAACUGCACGUGUAAUGGGGUUCGCCUCUUUCACCAACCCAAUGCGCGUACCGAAUAGCAGUGAAGGUAUUAAUCGCAACGCAAAAAAUUUAUCCAAUGAACGUAUGCCGAGCAUGGUUCCAUGGCGCUUGGAUACGACAGUGAGGCAUGGGUUUUCGCAGGAUGACGAUGUCAUGAAACCAGCGCAUGCACGUGCCUCGAGUCCGAUCAAGCACUCGCGACCCUCAUACGAUGUCACGCUCAGCGAUGUGCGCAAAAUCCGUCGUCAGGCAGUUGUUGCAGCCUAUAAACCUCUUUCUUUACAGCGCACACCCAACACUACGCGUAAAGCUGAAGAUUACGGUAGUGGGGGAUGUAGCAAAGCAAGCAGCACAGCGGCGGACAGUGAGAAGGGCAAGCAAUUGACACCCGGCAAAGCUGCAGCGAGCUGGAAAGCUGAUGAUGUGCGCCACCGACAAUCACAUCACUCUUUGCGUGGUUUGAAGGAAAGCAAAGACACCGUAAACUCGCAUCCAAACUCGCAAAUGGAACUCAGACGUUCGCCCACGAUGAUCUUGCGACCCAGCAGAUCGAACAUUCGGCCGGGCCAAACAACACAGUUUGCAACGGACAGUCAAAGCCACUUGAGUGUUAAGACCACCCCAGUCAAUGUCAAUAUCAAUGUGUUUGCGGACAAACUUAAGUUGUUACGUGUUUGAAAAAUUUACAAUAACUUAACGAAGACCUGUCGAAUUAGCAAGCAUGAAAUUGCAAACGCACAAUUUUUGGAAUUUUGAACCGUGAUCAGUAUUCUGCCAACACAAGUCAUAGUAGGUACCUA